AUGUAUGAUUCCCUUGCACCUGGGAGUGCUUUGGGGGUGGCAGAGCGUAUCCGCGCAACCCUUUCCGUUCGCAUAGCUGAGCGGCAGCCAGCACAAACCCACACUUCGCCGACAAGCCCUGCCAACCAGAGACCUUUCCAUUCCCCUGAUGCAACUUCCUCUACUCCGAAGCAGGCUGAGGUUCAAGUUGAGUCAGAUGCCGAGCCCAAGCCAGACACAGCCAGUGUGUUGAAAAAACCAGCAUCACGACGUGCACGAGGGCGUGGCCGUGGCCGUGGUCGCUCGCGUGGGAGUGAUGCGGGGGGGGCCAAACCAAAGGCAGGUGAAGAUGCGCAGGAAGAGGAAAACGACGAUGACAAGGAGCAGGGAGAAAAUGAGGAUGAAGGCGAGACAGAACCACAGGAGGUCCCAGCAAUGAAAAGGCCAGCAAGCAAAGCAGACCUCAAGACCAGCAGCCUCAAACGCCCUGCUUCCAGUUUGCAGCGCAAGAACAGCAAGGUUGCCAAGACCGCUGAAACACCUGGGUCACCUGAGGAGGAGAUCCCAGCCCCAAAGGCAAGCAGCAGAGCACCUGCCACCAUCGUGUCCGAGCGCAAAACGAAAAAUGGUUGGAAGGUGGUGCUGAAAAACAAGAAUACUUCGGGCAAACCCUUCUCCCUCUACAUCAGCCCGGAUGGCUCCAAGUACUACACCAAAACGAAGGAUGGUGUGAAAGAUUACAGCAACUUGACCAAAGAGCAGAAGCUGGACUUCCUGUCAAGGCUGAUUUCAGAAACAUCCGCGCUGCCGAAGAUGGGGACUGUUCCAGGUGCUGUUGCUGGCUUGGAGAGUGAUGAUGAGGUGGUUCAGCCACUGCAGCUGACAGCUCAAGACAUCUUGGCGGGCAGGAAUUGUGCUGAGACCAAUCAGCUGCUGCAGCUGUUGGCAUGUCGGGCUCUAGGCCUUGGGGAGGCCGCGCAGUGGAUUGGACGCUGGCGUUUGCAGUACCAAGUCUCUGGUGGAGAUUGGCAGUUCUAUGAUGGCGACUUUGAAGGCAAUAGCUUUGAAGACAAGGUGCACAUCAUUCAACUUCCAAAACCUCUUCGCGCUGAUAAACUCCGGAUUUACCCGGAGGAAUGGCACACGCGACCAGCAUUGCGCUUGGAGGUCUUUGUUGGUAGCUCAGCCGGCAGCGCGACUGGGCGCCAUGAUGCCCAUACACUGCGGAGCAGUCGGUAUCAGCUGAGUUGCUCGGAUUGUCAAAGCUGGAGCACCAAGGAGGUCUUGAACCGGGCCAGCGAGGCACAAAGGAAGCACUGGGACGACAGCUCUUUGGGAUACACGGAGACGUUAGGUCAUCCGCUGCUGCUGCAAGCCAUCUGGGACAGAUACCUCCCAGUGGUGCAACGGGAAGAGACGCGCCGAGGGGGCGGUGAAUUGCCGAGGGAAGUGGGGAAGCAAAAUGCGGUGAAGAUCACGACGUGUGUACCUGUGGAGGGCAUCUACAUCGCUAUGACGCAAUUGCUGCAGCAAGGUGAUGUUGUGAUCGCCAUGGAGCCAGCCUACCAGGCAUUGACUGAGAUUGCUCGGAGCCGAACGUGCGAAAUCGUCUCAUGGAAACCGCAUUACGAUGUGGAGAACUUUUGGAACUUCCGUUUGGAGGAUCUGCAAUUCCUUUUGAAACAGUGCUUGGAACGGGGCCAGCACCUAAAGAUGCUGAUCAUCAACUCCCCGCACAAUCCUACAGGAGUGUCCUUCACUCAGGCGGAGCUGGACCAGAUCUUUGAAUUGCUGGAAGAGUUUGAAGAGAUGCCCAUCCUGUUUUCAGAUGAGAUGUACACAGCCAUCCUGGGCGAGGGUGCCGCUCCAAGCAACGCGGGGCGGCGCAAUUCCAUCGUCUUGUCGGGCCUCUCCAAGCCCUGGGGCAUGCCGGGCUUGCGCAUGGGUUGGCUCAUCAUGGAGAACGGUGAGCAUUUCGAGAAGGUGGUGACGUUGCGCGACUACACCACCAUGUGUUUGCCUCAUCACAGUGAGAUACUCUCCAUCAUUGCUCUGCAGGAAGCCGAAGCUUUCUUGAAACGCAAUCGACAGAUUUGCGACGAGAACUACCGCCUUCUGCAGGAGUUUUUGCUGCGCAUGUCAGACUGGUUCUACCCUUUGGUGCAAGAGAACCAGGCUGUCCAGGCCAAGUCGCCCUUCGCCUUUCGCGCCUCGACGGUCUUCCCACGUUUGAAGCAUCCACUGGGUGGCCUGGGCUCGGGCGCGCUGGAGUCGCUGGAGUCACCUUCGGCCUUGGCGGAGCACUUGGCGUCUGAGUAUAGCAUUUGCAUGAUCGUCAGCGAGAAAUUUGAGUUCGACUGCCCGGCUGUGCGCUUUGGCAUUGGCAUGUCCAGCUUUCCCAAAUCUCUGCAGAUGUUGGAAGAAGCCUUGAAAGACAUCCGCAGCAAGGCAGAGAUGAGCGGAUAG
Cladocopium goreaui is the source of this 2445-nucleotide messenger RNA. NCBI's taxonomy places the organism in Eukaryota, Dinophyceae, Suessiales, Symbiodiniaceae. The record is from the annotation of a GenBank genome assembly.